AUGAGUUGCACUCCGCCUACGAGAAGCUUCUCAAGGACGCCGAGCAUAGGCUCGUCAAGAUUUAUGAGUCGGCUAAGGCCGGCGUCGUCGUCAUCGAAGAUGACAAGGUGGAGGAGGAGGGUUUCACCAGCGACCAAGUCCAUGAGGAGGUGGUUGGGAUUCUACAGAAGGCCUCCGGAACCGAGCUGGACAGGGUCUACCUCUCCGGUCGGCGGUUGCGGUUCUUGCCCGAGGCCUUUGGCGGGAUUCGCGGUAAUUCAUGAUUCAAUAGCUGGAUUAGAGAAGCUUGAAGAGCUAAAUUUGUCUUCGAAUCUUUUGGAGGCACUGCCAAACUCAAUCGGGAUGUUGUAG
Molecule: messenger RNA, 351 nt
Organism: Prunus armeniaca (apricot)
Lineage: Eukaryota; Viridiplantae; Streptophyta; Magnoliopsida; Rosales; Rosaceae
Source: the annotation of a GenBank genome assembly